AUAACGGAAGCAUCACGAUACUACCGCUCGUUCAGGAGUUUACAGGAGACGAUCGGUCAGUAGUGGUAUAGUUUUGAUUUGUGUGUCCUUCAAACGAAGGCUAAAGCCGGAUUUGUUGGAGCGAAUCGAGGAAGUUUAAGGUGAUGGUGUGAGCUCUCCAUGCUGCCAUGAGUGCUCUGUUUACCUGUGAGGAGCCAGCUACAUGGAGGAGAGUGUAUGAGAAGUACUGGGAUGUAGUGGAGGCCAAGGCCAAGGGCAAGAAACCUGGAAAGCUGCUGAACCUUGACAAGUGGUACCAAGAAGAGCUGCCCACGCUCAUUUCAAGUCGACCUGACAAACACGUCACUCUGUCAGAGCUGGUGAAACUGAUGGAGUGGAAGCUCACUAGGGGGAAGUUCAGGCCGAGACUGCAGCAGCUGGUGGCUUCCAACAGUGAGGAUACUGUGGAGAAAUGUUCCAGAAAGGCCUUCAGCCUCCUGCCUGAUGUGCAGGCAGCGAUUGCAGAGCUCAGCUCCCUGAAAGGAGUUGGCCCAGCCACUGCUUCAGCUGUGUUGGCGGCAGGCGCUCCAGACCAGACUGCAUUCAUGUCUGAUGAAGCCAUGGAGAGUGUACCGGGAUUAAAGCCCAUCCAGUACACAGCCAAGCAUUACGCUCUGUACCUGGGCAAGAUGGUUGAGCGGACUGAAAAACUGAACAAAGUGGAUCCCCAGCAGGACUGGACGCCCCACAGGCUGGAGCUGUGUCUGUGGGCGUUGACCAUAGCCACUCAGCAGCUGCUCCCACUCGUAAAGGAAAUAGAUGUGAAGGGCAGUGGGGUGGCAGAGAAGUGCUCAGACCCUGAUACUGACCAGAGACCAACAAAGAAGCUAAAAAUGAGAUGAAAAUUAGAAUUUUUACAAUAAACAUGCUUUAAUGUCUGUCAGUUUUUGUAUUUUUCUAAAAUAAUAAAAGACGUUACACCAAAGAGAAUAUACUGAUCAGGUUUUUUUGUUGUUGUCAUUGAGGAUAUUAUUUUUAUUUUGUAUUUUAAUAAAAGUCUAUGAAGUGA
Molecule: messenger RNA, 1048 nt
Organism: Lates calcarifer (barramundi perch)
Lineage: Eukaryota; Metazoa; Chordata; Actinopteri; Centropomidae
Exons: 6
Coding region: 168-881 (237 amino acids)
Biological process (GO): DNA repair
Molecular function (GO): catalytic activity; DNA binding
Source: RefSeq, a predicted model, not a curated record